Molecule: messenger RNA, 2151 nt
Organism: Paramecium pentaurelia
Lineage: Eukaryota; Ciliophora; Oligohymenophorea; Peniculida; Parameciidae
Source: the annotation of a GenBank genome assembly
UAUGAUCAAAUAAUAUCUUUAAAAGGAGGAAGCUAAAAAUAUAAUGAAGCAAGAAAUUAAUGUAUUCAAAUUUUAUCAUAGAGAUUUAGUCCUCAUUCAAUAAUAUUGAAAAUUCACUUGAUUAAAUAAUAUAUGAUCUAAAAGUUCAUUAGUAAAACAAAUUUCCAAAUAAAUUCUAAAAACAUGAUCCUGAAAUUAAUAUUCUUUGUUUUCCAGGAACAACACCCGAAGUAAACAAAAAACAAUUUAAUGAUGAUUUCAGUCAUUAAGUAACAUCAGUAAUGGAGAAAACCCUCAAAAGUCAAAUAACAAAGAAAGAAGAGUUUCUAAAUUUAGAGUUUAUGAGAAAAUAUAGUUAAAAGGAAGACUAAAUUAAAAAAAAGGAUUAAGAAUUACAAGAUAAAAGUUCCGAAAAUUAAUAACUCAAAUAAACUCAACAAGAAAAAUAAUAAGAGUUUUGGGAAUUGAAACAGAAAUAUGAACAAGAUAAACUAUAAUUAGAAGACUAAAUUAAAAAAAAGGAUUAAGAAUUACAAUAUACAAUUUCCAAUAAUAAAUACCUCAACUAAAUUCAACAAAAAAAAUAAUAAGAGUUUUGGGAAUUGAAACAGAAAUAUGAACAAGAUAAACUAUAAUUAGAAGACUAAAUUAAAAAAAAGGAUUAAGAAUUACAAUAUACAAUUUCCAAUAAUAAAUACCUCAACUAAAUUCAACAAAAAAAAUAAUAAGAGUUUUGGGAAUUGAAACAGAAAUAUGAACAAGAUAAACUAUAAUUAGAAGACUAAAUUAAAAAAAAGGAUUAAGAAUUACAAUAUACAAUUUCCAAUAAUAAAUACCUCAACUAAAUUCAACAAAAAAAAUAAUAAGAGUUUUGGGAAUUGAAACAGAAAUAUGAACAAGAUAAACUAUAAUUAGAAGACUAAAUUAAAAAAAAGGAUUAAGAAUUACAAUAUACAAUUUCCAAUAAUAAAUACCUCAACUAAAUUCAACAAAAAAAAUAAUAAGAGUUUUGGGAAUUGAAACAGAAAUAUGAACAAGAUAAACUAUAAUUAGAAGACUAAAUUAAAAAAAAGGAUUAAGAAUUACAAUAUACAAUUUCCAAUAAUAAAUACCUCAACUAAAUUCAACAAAAAAAAUAAUAAGAGUUUUGGGAAUUGAAACAGAAAUAUGAACAAGAUAAACUAUAAUUAGAAGACUAAAUUAAAAAAAAGGAUUAAGAAUUACAAUAUACAAUUUCCAAUAAUAAAUACCUCAACUAAAUUCAACAAAAAAAAUAAUAAGAGUUUUGGGAAUUGAAACAGAAAUAUGAACAAGAUAAACUAUAAUUAGAAGACUAAAUUAAAAAAAAGGAUUAAGAAUUACAAGAUAAAAGUUCCGAAAAUUAAUACCUCAACUAAAUUCAACAAGAAAGAUAAUAAGAGUUUUGGGAAUUGAAACAGAAAUAUGAACAAGAUAAACUAUAAUUAGAAGACUAAAUUAAAAAAAAGGAUUAAGAAUUACAAGAUAAAAGAGAAAAAAAUCAAAAAGAAUUAGAGGAAUAAAAAGAAAAUCUUUUACAUUUAUAAUUAAACAAUAAUCUUUAUGAUUAAAAAAGAAAAUUAGAAAACCUGCUUAAUAAACUUGAUAAAAUUAACUAAACUUUAUCAGCUAUAGAGAAUGAACAAUCUACGAUUACUUAUGAAGAAAUAGUUAAGAUAUAAUUAAAUUAAGGAGAAUAUGUUUCGAAUUGCACAAAAUGCAAUAAAACCUGUCAUUAUCCAUGUGGUAUUCCUGAAUCUGAAAAAAAAUAAAAUUGUAGUGUAAUGCAGAAUGGCUAAUGUACAGUCUGUGAAGAUAAAUGUAGUUGGUAACAUCAUAAAUCUGACAUUUUUCGCUAUGUAGCCUAAUAACUGAAGAAAGAAGUUAAAUCUGACAAUGAUUCUAAAAACGAAAAAAUAAAUAAAUUGAAGAAAAAGGAUCGAAAACAAAAAAAAAAAAGCAAAUAAUUAAUAUAGGAAGUAAUGAAGUUGGCUAAAAAACUAAAUCAUAUUAAACCAUUAAUGACUGAAUUUGAAUAUAUUGAUAUGAUGAUUAGCAAUGACUAUUCAAAAGGAAAUGAAGGAAAAAAAAAAGCUUUAUAAGCCCUCAAAGAGGGAUGGGAGAAGAUUUGAU